Amoebophrya sp. A25 is the source of this 546-nucleotide messenger RNA. The record is from the annotation of a GenBank genome assembly. NCBI's taxonomy places the organism in Eukaryota, Dinophyceae, Syndiniales, Amoebophryaceae.
CAAGAUCGCCCUUGUUGCCUCGGACUGUCUGCAAUUCAAGAAAUGGUGCGUUUUUGCCUUCUCGCGGGCUCUGCUUGGUUGCCACCAGCGGACCGCAUAGGGGUAAACUACUGGGCAGAUCGAGAGGUUGUCGUUCUCGUCCCAGAAUCUUCGACGCCUUCGACGAUAGUGGACGCCGCUUCUUCUGGCUCUCGCUUUGCCACCACGACAAGAUCUUCUGGAUCAUCUAGUGGGACACUGAAUUCUUCAGCUUCUGCCUCUUCUAGUAGUGCGUCUGAAACAUCACCAACACCUGAGCUAAAGACUACUACAGCUAAGACGACCACAUCUUGCACGCAUAUUGUGGAGUUAAGUGGAGAUGCAUAUGUCAAUUUUCCUGGAUUGAAGCGCUUUCUGUUGCGCCACCAGUCUGAACAGGAUCAUUUCGGAGAUGUCCUUUUUCUCAAACAAGCACGAGAUUCUUCGCCAGUUGUACAUCAAGAGCGUGGCUCCUCGUCAGUUCUGGAUUUGUCGACAGAGAUGGCUCGACGGGUGCGGCUAGGGACC